AUGGACAUCAACAAGCCCAUCGAACUCAUUCACGACGUCCAGAAGCGACUCUGGGUCGAGCGAGUUAACCAAGCUCGCGUUGCAGGCCAUAUAACGAGCUGGAUAUCAUCCUUGCAUCCCAAAAAGCUUGAGUGUAUGCUGGACUGUAACUUCCUGAACGGUUCGUACAACCUGUGCCAGAAGUUGCGCUUUUGCGACGGCACCACCUGGCUGCUCCGUAUGCCCAUCAUCGGGAGCGUCUGCGACGAGUACGCCGACGAGAAGAUUGCAGUGGAGGUGGAGGUACUGAGCCUCCUCCGCAAUAGCAACGUCCCCGUCCCGGGCAUCAUUGCCUGGGGGCUGACAGCUGCUAAUCCGCUCGGCCUGGGGCCCUACAUUGUGAUGGAUUUCAUCGAAGGGGUCAGCGUCAACACGCUGCUGCGGCAGCAGCACAACACCAGAUUGCUCAGGGAUGACAUUUGCGAUGAUGACGUUAAAUUCCUCUACCGACAGUUCGCCCGUAUCCUCCUCCAACUUUUCCAGAUCGACUUUCCUAUGCUGGGCAGCCUCCCGACCCCCGUGACCGGAUUUAACGCUCCUGUCCGGCCCCUGACUUUCAAGGCGCACGACAUCCUGCAAACUGGAGGAGUCGAUACUUUUGGCGACCGUACCAUAGGCUUCUCUGACACUGCUGAUUAUUUCUGCUAUCUGGCUGGCCAAGACUGGGCCCAAUUCCAACGCCAGCCUAACUCGGGUGGCGGUCCCACCGUCACCCAGGCCAAAUACGCUGCCCUUCGCGCCCUCCAGGCCGUCGCCCCGCAGCUUGUCGAACCUAGCUACGCAUCUGGCCCCUACAAGCUCGUUUGUGACGAUCUCGGCCUCGCUAACCUCAUCGUCCGGAGCGCAGACGACCUCACUGUGGUCGGGGUGGUGGACCUCGAGUGGUCGUACGCCGGCCCCGCGCAGCUGUUCGGCUCGGCCCCCUGGUGGCUGUUGCAAGACCGGCUGAAUAACUACGACACUUUCCUCGACAAAGAAGAGGCUCCCAGGGUAUUAGGGAGGUAUCUACGGAACCUGGACGUGUUUAAGACCGUGCUCGAGGAAGAGGAGGCGCGGAUGCCAGGCCAGCAAACUAUGGAGUUAUCUCGCCUGGUGAGGCACUCCGAGGAGUCGGGGAGCAUGUGGCUGCACAUGUUGCUGUCGUGGGGGUUCAAUCACCCGGAUAGCCUACCCUUCACGCAACUUCAGGCGCGCCUCGGGCAGGAGCGGUGGAAGGAGCUGGAGGAGGGCCACCACGGAAAGGAGGCAAGGGAGUUCACGGAACAGAAGCUAGCGGAAUUAGACAAGUAUGACGAGAUGGUGGAGAGGAUGGAGUCCCUGCAGGAUGAUGUAGAAAAUGGGAAGAUGACGAUAGAGGCGUUCGUUGCAGUACUCAGAGAAUCAAACGGGUUUGGAAAAGCCUGA
Messenger RNA from Exophiala dermatitidis NIH/UT8656, 1443 nucleotides. RefSeq lists its product as uncharacterized. The coding region runs from base 1 to 1443 and encodes 480 amino acids. The record is from RefSeq and is a predicted model, not a curated record. The transcript has 2 exons. Lineage: Eukaryota; Fungi; Ascomycota; Eurotiomycetes; Chaetothyriales; Herpotrichiellaceae.